GUUUCUGCCGCGCACGGAGAAGACCGUGCGGAAUAAAGUCAGAACUCCAGACGUUUUGUGUGCAUACAGUGUAGAGGGGAAAAAACUUCAUCGGAGAAGUUCUCGAAACCAGCCCACAUUUAUUAGUACUCGCGUUAAUCUAAAGAGUUUUUUACGAUUCUGACACUUUUCAGUACCGAUGGUUAUAUAAAAAAGUGACGAAGAAAUGGAGCUAUAAGCGUAGGACGUUAAGCAAUAGAGGAAUUAGUAUUUUAUCGGGCUAAUAACGUUAGUGUGGCGACAGUUCAGAGGCGGUUUUCUCCUGGUACGUUAACGUUAGCUGUUGUGACGGAUCGACAGCGAGGAAAUACUACAGCAACGACCCAGAGAGGAUUGUUUUUUGGAACAGUGUCUUCGGUGUUCCCCGUCCUCGGUUUGCUGUUGCUAAAGUUGCCCGGCGAUAAGGUGCAGCCACGCCGGGGGGAAGCACGGCGCGACGGCCGCUACUCCGGCUAGCUCGCUUGCUGCUUCUGUUUCUUGGAUCGAGGCCUUGUCGGUGAGGCGACAAUGCUUGACAUAAUGUCUGAGCACCAAGAUUCACUGUUGACGUGCAAAACGGAACCUCUGGCCCCAGAGAGGAAAAAGAGGACUGUAGAGGACUUCAACAAGUUCUGUAGCUUUGUCCUGGCUUAUGCUGGCUACAUCCCCAGUCCGAAAGAGGAAAGUUCAUGGUCCCCAACAUCUUCCAGCUCUGCACACAGUUCAGGGUUGUCAGCAGAUGGAGGUGGUGGAGGCAGCAGCUCCACAGGCAAUGCUUGGGCAGAUGGGACCUCCGACAUCCACACUAUCCAUACAUUUGUCCGCAAAGCUCGAGCAAAUAAGGGCAAAAAUAUUCGCCGCAUGCACUCUGAUAGCACUCUGCUGGACAAGAUGCGCCUUAAAGACUCCUUGUUUGAGAGCCAGGCCAGCUCAAAGGCAGAGCGCAAGAAGGACAAAAAACUGAAAAAGUUGUCACUGGGUUCUGCCAUGACGGCGGCAGAUAGUGGCAGUAGUGAAGGCGAGAAAAGAGCCCGCAUUAAACGCAGCAAAAACUCAAAACAGCCAAAAGCGAAGAAGCUCAAAAGUUCGUCCGCCCAAAGUGAGACCGACUCUGAGGCACGGCAUACGCAUACAGAGGUACGACCCAGCAGAGAGGAGCUGGCUGUGCACGGAGGCUCCCCCUCAAGCAUGCAGGGCCUGGGGAAGAUGCAGCCAGACGAGUCCAUGAGGGAAGCAGAGAUGAGUUCCAGUGAGGGUGAGACCUGGAUUGCUGAUGAAGACAUUAUGGUGGAGUCAGGGGAUGAUUCAUGGGACUUGAUCACCUGUUACUGUGGGAAGCCAUUCGCAGGGCGGCCAAUGAUCGAGUGCAACCAGUGUAGCAUAUGGGUGCACUUGUCAUGUGCGAAAAUCAAGAAGUCCAACGUUCCUGACAUCUUUUACUGCCACAAGUGCAGGGACUUGCGGCGGUCAGGUCACAAAAAAGACACCUAGAGUGGAACAGGGUGGGAGGGAUAUGGAACACCCACCCCCCUUUUGCUGUUCUCUGACACUUGUUUUCUUUGAUGCCUACAGCCAAAACAGCCUAAAUUAUCACCUGGAUUGGAAUUGUAUUGUCACUUUGUAGGGUUUCUUUUGACAAUCGCAACCAUUCUUAUUUAUCCCUCAUUUUGUUUUUGUUUUUUGUUUGUUUUUUUUAAUUUUCUUCUUUGGCUACUACAAAGAACUGGACAGAAGACAAUGGUGACAGUGGAGAAUCAUUUAUGUUACUAAUUAAUUCCUUUAUUAAUUGGCUUUACUGUUGUAUACUGUGCUAGUGAUGUGCACAGAAAUUUUCACACUCAUAUUCACUGAAGGUGCAUUUUGACUUGUAAAUUAUUUCUUGAGGAUAUCGACAAAUCAGUGAAAACUUCCUUUAGUGCGUCAAGGAGUACCAUUUUCACUUAGUUCAGUCAUAGCCAUUUUCUCUCAACUUUAAAUUAAUGCAGGUUUUACACAUUGACAAAAUUUAGGGCUUAAGAGAUGGGAAAAUGUCGCUCCUUUUUAUUUGUUUAGAGGCAGCUCUUUUUAUUUUUGAUCGUAUUUUGGCGAUUUUUUUUAUUGUAAUUUUUUUAUUUUUGAAUUUCAGUUCUCAGUGAUGAUCACUGAACUUAAAAAAGAAAAUGUUGAGAUCUAACUCCUCUAGAAUAAGUGAUCUAUACCUAUAAUCUGUUAACAUUUACUUCUUUUGCAUCUAAAUUGCUACAUUUCAAAUUGCACACACUUCUUUCGGCAGUGCACUUUUUACACAUAAGCCCAAAUACCCUUUUCUACCACACCUGUGGGUGGUGUUUGGGUUAUGAUGAGCUACGACUGUGCUUAGCAUGUCGCUGUGUACAUUUGUGAUUGAGCGCUUAAUGUUUCUCCCUGUCUGGCUUAUUAAUCAUUGAUAGCCAUUUAUCAUGAACAACAUUUACGUUCAAAGCUGUUCAUUUUUGAUGUUUUUGUUUCAUGGUUUUUUUUUUUUUGUUUGUUUUUCAUGUUAAGAACUUACCUGACAUGAGGGGCUGAUGUUGCUGUAAGACGAAUGGUUUAGCAGCGCUUUACGAUAUCAGAGUGGCUCUGAGGCUUGUUUAAGAAAGGUUGUAAAAUAUAUGUUUUUCCUUUUUCAUGUAAUUGUUUAUUUCUUAGCUUUCUCAGAAGCGGGAUUAGAGAUGGACCCGCAUCAGAGAACGGACGUAAGGUUGUCUCACAUCGAGAACAAAGUUGUAGUGUACAGAAACUAAGCUGAUGCCGCAAAGGUUUGUGGCAUUUCUUUAUGUUGUUUGGUUUUACCAUGUGCUUUUUUUUUCUUUUGUUGAUGGGAGUGUCUUGGUAAGUCUCCAGUAGCAGUUGCACUCUCUCUCUCUCUCUCUCUCUCUCUCUCUCUCUGUCUCUGCAUCAGUUCUGUGUACAUAUCCCGUUCUUUAACAACUGUACAUAUGUGAAAGUGAAGAGAGAAAAUACCCAAGCAAAAUCUAUAUUUUCUGCAGUCUGAUAUUGUUUUCUUUGAUUGUAGCUUGAAAAAUAAAAGUCUUUGGGAACAAA
Molecule: messenger RNA, 3081 nt
Organism: Scatophagus argus
Lineage: Eukaryota; Metazoa; Chordata; Actinopteri; Scatophagidae
Gene: phf23b
Product: PHD finger protein 23b
Exons: 5
Coding region: 547-1509 (320 amino acids)
Biological process (GO): negative regulation of autophagosome maturation; negative regulation of autophagosome assembly; positive regulation of protein ubiquitination
Source: RefSeq, a predicted model, not a curated record